Messenger RNA from Peromyscus californicus insignis, 1448 nucleotides. RefSeq names its product olfactory receptor 1A1-like. Gene Ontology annotation, molecular function: G protein-coupled receptor activity; olfactory receptor activity. NCBI's taxonomy places the organism in Eukaryota, Metazoa, Chordata, Mammalia, Rodentia, Cricetidae. The transcript has a single exon. Bases 1 to 939 code for a protein of 312 amino acids. Gene Ontology annotation, cellular component: membrane. Gene Ontology annotation, biological process: G protein-coupled receptor signaling pathway. The record is from RefSeq and is a predicted model, not a curated record.
AUGAGAGAAGAGAACGAGUCUUCUACCACGGAUUUCACUCUCCUGGGAGUUACAAGGCAGCCAGAGAAGGAAUAUUUCUUCUUCAUCCUCUUCCUAUUCAUUUACCCCAUCACAGUGAUUGGAAACAUGCUCAUCAUCCUAGCAAUUCGCUCUGACACUCGCCUUCAUAACCCCAUGUACUUUUUCCUUGCCAACCUCUCCCUUGUUGACAUCUUCUUUUCCUCUGUAACUAUCCCCAAGAUGUUGGCCAACCAUCUCCUGGGUAGCAAAGUCAUCUCCUUUGGGGGAUGUCUGGCACAGAUGUAUUUCAUGAUAGCACUGGCAAACACAGACAGCUAUAUACUAGCUGCAAUGGCAUAUGACAGAGCUGUGGCCAUCAGCCGCCCACUUCAUUAUGCAACAAUUAUGAGUCCACGGCCUUGUGUCCUGCUGGUUGCUGGGUCCUGGGUGAUUGGAAAUGCCAAUGCACUUCCCCAUACCCUUCUCACAGCUAGCUUGUCCUUCUGUGGCAACAAAGAUGUGGCCAACUUCUACUGUGACAUUACUCCUUUGCUCCAGCUGUCCUGUUCUGACAUCCGCUUCAAUGUGAAGAUGAUGUACCUUGGGGUGGGCGUUUUCUCGGUGCCACUGCUGUGCAUUGUCAUCUCCUAUGUCCGGGUCUUUUCCACAGUCUUACGGGCUCCAUCCACCAAGGGCUUCCUCAAGGCCUUGUCCACCUGUGGCUCUCACCUGACAGUGGUGUCUUUGUAUUACGGGACAGUGAUGGGCAUGUAUUUCCGGCCCCUGAACAGUUACAAUCUGAAGCAUGCAUUGAUAACUGUGAUGUACACAGCAGUGACCCCAAUGCUGAACCCUUUCAUCUACAGCCUGAGGAACCGGGACAUGAAGGCUGCUCUGAGGAGACUCUUCUGUCACAGUGCUUCCUCAUCCCCCAUGUGAGACCUCACACUGUGGUUCCUCCAUCAGAAGCCCUGGGAAAUCCAGCUCCAAUAUCACCCCUGCAAGGAGCUGCCUGCCAUCUUUCCAGCUUGAAAUCCCUUCCUCAGGAGCAUUCUCAUGUUUUGAGGAAGCAACUCAUGGAAUGCACUAAUUUCAAUGCAUUUCUGCUCCCUUGGGCAGACUGUAGCACUGGGGACAGUUCUCACCAGCCUGCUGACCAGAAGAGUGGAGUUGAGAGUACAAGCAUUGACUUCAACAUGGACAAAAUAGGGCUGAUACUAUCUAUUCUGCCUGUGUCACAGGAUGUGGUCCCUGCAGCUCAUGCUUUAAAGACUAUAGAUCACUGUUUGCAUGCACAUUUUAUCCAUUAUGUUCAAUCACUCCGUUUGGCUUAUAAGCAUGUGUGGGCAAGACCUGUGACAACAUAUGGCACUUUCUUCACAAUCUUGGACAUACAAAGUACAUCAAUAACUCUUAAUGGAUAUGAAAUAAGUGGAUGAAAGUACUAG